Molecule: messenger RNA, 375 nt
Organism: Brettanomyces nanus
Lineage: Eukaryota; Fungi; Ascomycota; Pichiomycetes; Pichiales; Pichiaceae
Exons: 2
Coding region: 1-375 (124 amino acids)
Biological process (GO): reciprocal meiotic recombination
Cellular component (GO): condensed nuclear chromosome
Source: RefSeq, a predicted model, not a curated record
AUGCUUUUGAACAGAAAAGAGAACAAUACAGAGGAGUCAGAAUCUGAUACUGAAGUUUCCGGUAAUGAAGAUGAACUGCUUGAACGAGAUAUCAACGAUGAGAGGAGAGAUCAGUUGGCCAACAAGGAUAAAGACCAACUUAUUUUGUGGGCUAGUGAACUUGAACUUGACAGUCUGGAGAUUAAAGAGGCUUCAGCAAAAAUGACAGCUAAAUUCAAUGAGAUCUGCAAGACUAUCAGUCAAACACUCAGUAAAGUGCAGUUACAGAUAGAUAAAGUCGACCAGAAGAUGGACAAAAUUGAUAAAUUGGUUAGAGUUUACGAGAAAUCAAAUGGAAAACCUAUCUUCAACCAUGUCACAACCCAUAAGACGUAA